CCGACAUAGAAGUAGUAGAUGGAGCAGCCCCCACUGCGCAACCCGCAGAAAAAACUGAAGCCAGUAACGAGAAAGAUGAAACAUUUGAAGGCGAAGCAACCGAAAAUGUAGCUGAAAUGGAAGCUACAACAAGCAAAACCCAUUUAAUCCAAACAAAAAGUGCGUCAACAGCUGUUGAUGAAAGCAGCUUUGAAGAUGAUGAGCUGAUGCUUAAUGACGGUUUAAUGCCGCUGCACAGUAAUACUAAAACAAAUACUUAUACACAAGUGCUCAGCAAUCACAAAAACAACAACAACAACCACAACAACAUACAACGCAAUUUACAUUCAAAUUUAAAUUCGAAUGCUCCUGCUAAUGACUACCCGCAACUCAAUGCUCAACGCAUUGCUGCUGCGGACGACAUCGAUAUCAUCAAGCUAGAGGAUACACACUCCAGCGAAGAUGAAAUCUACAAAACUAUUGAGGGUAAUACAAAUGCGCGUGAUAAGGCGCAUCACAUAUAUAGCAAACGUAAGGUAGUGGUCACAAGUCGGCCUACGCCUAAGCACCCCGCGCCAAAUGCGUUCGAAAACGAAGUACUCAAAAGCGCCGAAGACGUCGAUGCACCUACCAGUUAUGCUGAAAAACUACCACACUUUCCACUCAAAGCGCCCAUAGUGAGUGAGUAUUAUGAUCCACCAAGCAAGCAUAUACUGGUCAAUGUAACGAUAGCCACCGAGGGUGACAGCAACUCAGUGUAUACUCUGCAUGUCGCCGUGCCGUUAGGUGGUCAGUCGCAUGAUCUGCAAGAGGUACUUACUCAUGAGCGCUUGAAGAGUGACGAGCAAAAUCGCGAAGGGCAUGAACACCCAGCAGCACCUUCCCAUACUAGCAGUCCAUAUUGCAUACCCGAACCACCGCCACCAAUACCAGAAUGUCCUUGCAAAUGUAGCGAUUUUUUGACACACACAGAAGCGAGCGCUAUCGAUGAUGGUGAUCUCGCUGAAGACAUCGAUUUUAGCACGCAAGCCACACAGAAUUAUCGCACUGCCACUUCUGCCUCGACCACUACUUACGACGAUUCCAUACAUCCACCACCCUUACCAAUCACAACUGCUAUGCUAACCAAUAUUGAUAGUGCUACCGAUGAUUCUAUCAUUGCAACAACAGCUACCACUACUACCACUAUCACCACUUCAUUUACUAAUUUGCUUGGUGUUGAUGCGUCGCAUGGCGCUGGUUUUGAUGAUCAUGUUGUUGUUGGUGAUGGCAGCAAAAUUGCAUGUCCUGAUGUUAUGCCUAUUCUGAUACUUGAAGGCGCGCGUACUUUUCCAGCACGCAGUUUCCCACCAGAUGGCACUACUUUCGGGCAAAUUACUUUGGGACAAAAGUUGACUAAGGAGAUACAACCCUACAGCUAUUGGAAUAUGCAAUUCUAUCAAUCGGAACCGGCUUAUGUGAAAUUCGAUUAUACCAUACCGCGUGGCGCUUCGAUUGGUGUCUAUGGAAGGCGCAAUGCGCUGCCAACGCAUACGCAGUAUCACUUCAAAGAAGUGCUAAGUGGUUUUAGCGCAAGCACAAGGACAGCACGAGCGGCACACUUAUCGAUAACACGCGAAGUCACACGCUACAUGGAACCCGGUCAUUGGUUCGUCUCGCUAUAUAACGAUGAUGGCGAUGCCCAAGAGGUCGCCUUCUAUGCCGCCAUUGCCGAAGAUAUGACACAGAACUGCCCGAAUGGCUGCUCCGGCAAUGGGCAAUGCUUGCUCGGACAUUGUCAAUGCAAUCCCGGCUUUGGUGGCGACGACUGCAGCGAGAGCGUAUGCCCAGUGCUGUGCUCACAACAUGGCGAAUAUAUCAAUGGCGAAUGUAUUUGUAAUCCGGGUUGGAAGGGAAAAGAAUGCUCGCUGCGUCACGAUGAAUGCGAAGUGGCCGACUGCAAUGGACAUGGUCACUGCGUGAGCGGCAAGUGCCAAUGCAUGCGCGGUUAUAAGGGAAAAUUCUGUGAGGAAGUUGACUGCCCGCAUCCAAACUGCUCGGGACAUGGCUUCUGCGCUGAUGGCACUUGUAUUUGCAAGAAGGGUUGGAAGGGUCCCGACUGUGCGACUAUGGAUCAAGAUGCGCUACAAUGCCUGCCCGAUUGCUCUGGCCAUGGCACCUUCGAUUUGGACACGCAGACAUGCACCUGCGAACCGAAAUGGAGUGGCGACGAUUGCUCGAAAGAAUUGUGCGAUUUGGAUUGUGGUCAACAUGGCCGCUGCGUCGGCGAUGCCUGCACCUGCGAUCCCGAUUGGGGUGGCGAGUAUUGCAAUACGAAGCUCUGUGAUACGCGUUGCAAUGAGCAUGGGCAGUGCAAGAAUGGCACUUGCCUGUGUGUGACCGGCUGGAAUGGCAAGCACUGCACCAUCGAGGGUUGCCCGAAUGGCUGUUCGUCGCAUGGCCAGUGUCGUGUGAGCGGCGAGGGACAAUGGGAGUGUCGCUGUUACGAAGGCUGGGAUGGACCCGACUGCGGCAUAGCGCUCGAACUGAACUGUGGCGAUAGCAAGGACAAUGACAAAGAUGGUCUCGUCGACUGCGAGGAUCCCGAGUGCUGUGCCAGCCAUGUCUGUAAGACGUCGCAGCUAUGCGUAUCCGCACCGAAACCGAUCGAUGUGUUGCUAAGGAAGCAACCGCCAGCCAUUACCGCUUCUUUCUUCGAACGCAUGAAAUUCUUAAUUGAUGAGAGCAGCCUGCAGAAUUAUGCGAAACUCGAGACUUUCAAUGAAAGCAUUUUUUGGAAUUAUUUCAAUGCAAGCCGUUCGGCCGUAAUACGCGGUCGCGUUGUCACCUCACUCGGCAUGGGCUUGGUGGGUGUGCGCGUUUCCACCACAACACUCCUCGAAGGCUUCACGCUCACCCGUGAUGAUGGUUGGUUCGAUUUGAUGGUAAAUGGCGGUGGAGCUGUGACUCUCCAAUUCGGCCGCUCGCCCUUCCGUCCACAGUCGCGCAUCGUACAAGUGCCCUGGAAUGAGGUGGUCAUCAUUGAUGUGGUGGUGAUGUCCAUGUCGGAGGAGAAGAAUGUGGUGCCUAUACCACACACGUGCUUCUCACACGACUACGAUCUCAUGAAACCGGUUGUCUUGGCCUCGUGGAAGCAUGGCUUCCAAGGUGCUUGCCCGGAUCGCUCUGCCAUCUUGGCUGAAUCGCAGGUGAUACAGGAGUCGCUGCAGAUUCCCGGCACGGGCUUGAAUUUGGUGUAUCAUUCGUCGCGCGCCGCUGGCUACCUUUCGACAAUAAAGCUGCAGCUGACCCCUGAAACCAUACCUGAAACGCUUCACUUAAUUCAUCUGCGCAUAACAAUCGAGGGCAUUUUGUUCGAACGCGUUUUCGAAGCUGAUCCGGGCAUUAAAUUCACUUAUGCUUGGAAUCGCUUAAACAUCUAUAGGCAGCGUGUAUAUGGUGUGACAACGGCAGUAGUAAAAGUUGGCUAUCAAUACACCGAUUGCAAGGACAUCAUCUGGGAUAUACAAACCACCAAGUUGUCUGGUCACGACAUGUCCAUAUCCGAGGUGGGUGGUUGGAAUUUGGACAUUCAUCACCGCUACAACUUCCACGAAGGUAUCCUACAAAAGGGCGAUGGUUCUAAUAUCUACUUAAAGAACAAACCACGUGUCAUACUCACCACAAUGGGUGAUGGCCAUCAGCGGCCGCUCGAGUGCAACGAUUGCGAAGGUUUAGCUUACAAGCAACGCCUGCUGGCACCGGUCGCUUUAGCUUCCUCACCUGAUGGUAGCCUCUAUGUUGGCGACUUCAACUACAUACGCCGCAUCAUGACUGAUGGUAGCAUACGCACUGUCGUCAAGUUGAAUGCAACGCGCGUUUCCUAUCGCUAUCACAUGGCGCUUAGUCCACUCGACGGCACGCUCUACAUUUCCGACCCAGAGUCCCAUCAAAUCAUACGCGUACGCGACACCAACGACUAUUCGCAACCUGAAAAGAACUGGGAACCCAUUGUCGGCUCGGGCGAACGUUGUCUGCCGGGUGAUGAGGCGCAUUGUGGUGAUGGCGCGCUGGCUAAGGAUGCAAAGCUGGCCUAUCCCAAGGGCAUCGCCAUAUCCAGCGACAACAUACUCUACUUCGCCGAUGGCACAAACAUACGUAUGGUGGAUCGUGAUGGCAUAGUCACCACGCUGAUUGGCAAUCACAUGCACAAGUCACACUGGAAACCCAUUCCCUGCGAGGGCACACUGAAGCUGGAGGAGAUGCAUUUGCGUUGGCCCACCGAGCUGGCCGUGAGUCCAUUGGACAAUACGCUCCACAUCAUCGAUGACCACAUGAUCUUACGCAUGACUCCCGAUGGACGUGUGCGCGUCAUAUCCGGCCGGCCGCUGCACUGCGCCACUACCUCUACCGUCUACGACUCCGAUUUAGCAACACACGCCACACUCGUCAUGCCUCAGUCGAUUUCAUUCGGGCCCAUGGGCGAGCUGUAUGUGGCGGAGAGCGACUCGCAGCGUAUUAAUCGCGUGCGUGUAAUCGGUACGGAUGGGCGUAUUGCUCCGUUCGCUGGCGCUGAAUCGAAAUGCAAUUGUUUGGAACGCGGCUGCGACUGCUUCGAGGCCGAACACUUCCUUGCGACAAGCGCCAAAUUUAACACAAUCGCUGCGCUCUCAGUCACUCCCGACGGGCACGUGCACAUCGCCGAUCAAGCAAACUAUCGCAUACGCUCUGUUAUGUCCAGCAUUCCUGAGGCGAGCACGUCACGAGAGUAUGAGAUCUAUGCACCUGACAUGCAGGAAAUUUACAUCUUUAACCGCUUCGGUCAGCAUGUCUCCACGAAGAACAUUCUAACUGGUGAAACCACCUACGUCUUCACAUACAAUGUCAACACCUCCAAUGGCAAACUGAGCACUGUGACCGAUGCGGCAGGCAAUAAGGUUUUCCUUCUGCGUGACUACACCUCACAGGUGAACUCCAUCGAAAAUACCAAGGGUCAGAAAUGCCGCCUACGCAUGACACGCAUGAAGAUGCUCCACGAACUUAGCACACCAGAUAACUACAACGUGACUUUCGAGUACCACGGCCCAACUGGCUUGCUAAAAACUAAACUUGACUCCACUGGCCGCUCCUAUGUCUACAACUACGAUGAAUUUGGGCGCCUCACUUCGGCGGUCACACCCACCGGUCGCGUCAUUGACUUGGUAUUCGAUCUGAGCGUUAAAGGUGCACAAGUGAAGAUAUCCGAGAAUGCGCAAAAGGAGCAGUCGAUGCUGAUACAAGGCUCCACAGUCAUGGUGCGCAAUGGUGCUGCCGAAUCGAAGACGUCGGUUGAGAUGGAUGGCUCCAUGACAAGUCUGACGCCAUGGGGUCAUACCGUGCAGGUGGAGGUGGUGCCAUACGCCAUAUUGGCUGAAAUCAACCCAGUAAUUGGCGAGAGCUAUCCAGUUCCUGCCAAACAACGUACGGAAAUCGCUGGCGAUCUGGCUAAUCGUUUUGAGUGGCGUUACUUUGUGCGCCGUAUACAGCAAGGCAAGCAAGGCAAAGGACCGCGUCCAGUCUCACAGGUGGGACGUAAGCUACGCGUCAACGGCGACAAUGUGCUCACACUCGAAUAUGACCGCGAUACGCAGUCAGUUGUGGUGUUGGUGGAUGAUAAGCAAGAACUUUUGAACGUGACCUACGACCGUACUGCACGUCCAGUGAGCUUCCGUCCACAAUCAGGCGACUAUGCUGAUGUCGAUUUAGAGUAUGACCGCUUUGGUCGAUUGGUUAGCUGGAAGUGGGGUGUGCUGCAGGAAGCAUACACCUUUGAUCGUAACGGACGGCUGAAUGAAAUCAAGUACGGCGAUGGUUCGUCUAUGGUUUAUGCCUUCAAAGACAUGUUCGGUUCGCUGCCAUUGAAGGUGACCACACCACGGCGCUCGGACUAUCUACUACAGUACGACGACGCUGGUGCACUGCAAAGCUUGACCACGCCACGAGGCCACAUACAUGCAUUCUCCCUGCAGACGUCACUCGGCUUUUUCAAGUAUCAAUACUUCUCGCCGAUCAAUCGCCAUCCCUUCGAAAUACUUUACAACGAUGAGGGGCAAAUUCUGGCGAAGAUACAUCCACAUCAAUCUGGUAAAGUGGCGUUUGUUCACGACUCCGCUGGCCGUUUGGAAACUAUUUUAGCUGGGCUUUCGAGCACGCAUUACACCUAUCAAGACACCACAAGCCUUAUUAAAUCGGUUGAGGUGCAAGAGCCCGGAUUUGAGCUGCGCCGCGAAUUCAAAUAUCACGCUGGCAUUCUGAAGGAUGAAAAGGUACGUUUCGGCUCGAAGAACUCACUAGCCUCUGCACAUUACAAGUACUCGUAUGAUGGUAAUGCGCGCAUGAGUGGCAUUGAGAUGUCCAUUGACGACAAGGAGGUGCCCACAGCGCGCUAUAAGUACAGCCAGAACUUGGGUCAGUUGGAAGUGGUGCAGGAUCUGAAGAUAACACGCAAUGCCUUCAAUCGCACCGUCAUCCAAGACUCCGCAAAGCAAUUUUUCACCAUCAUCGAUUACGAUCAACAUGGCCGCGCUAAGAGUGUGCUCAUGAACAUUAAGAGCUUCGAUGUCUUCCGUCUCGAGUUGGACUACGAUCUACGCAAUCGCAUCAAAUCACAAAAGACGACCUUGGGCCGAUCCACGUCUUUCGACAAAAUCAAUUACAACGCUGAUGGGCACGUAAUUGAAGUACUCGGCACCAACAACUGGAAGUACUUGUACGAUGAGAACGGCAACACUGUAGGCAUAGUGGAUCAAGGCGAGAAAAUCAAUCUCGGCUACGACAUUGGUGACCGCGUUAUACAAGUCGGUGAAAUCGAGUUUAAUAACUACGAUGCGCGUGGCUUUGUAGUGCGUCGUGGUGAACAGAAAUACCGUUACAAUAACCGCGGUCAGCUGAUACAUGCCUUUGAAAGAGAUCGCUUCCAAUCGUGGUACUAUUAUGACGACCGCAGUCGCUUGAUCGCUUGGCACGACAGCAAAGGCAACGUAACACAAUACUACUAUGCCAAUCCGAAGACACCAAAGCUCCUGACGCAUGUACACUUCCCCAAAGUCGGUAAGACUUUACGCUUCUUCUACGAUGACCGCGAUAUGUUAAUUGUAGUCGAGAACGGCGAUCAGCGCUACUACGUGGCCACCGAUCAAAAUGGCUCACCACUAGCAUUCUUCGACCCAAAUGGCAGCAUCAUAAAAGAUGUGAGACGCACGCCAUUUGGACGCAUCAUCAAGGAUACGAAUCCAGACUUGUUCAUACCCAUUGACUUCCAUGGUGGUCUGCUGGAUCCCAACACAAAACUGGUAUACACCGAGGGACGUCACUAUGAUCCCACAGUUGGUCAGUGGAUGACACCCAAGUGGGAGACACUGGCCACUAAGAUGUCCAACCCAACCGAUGUCUUCAUUUACCGCUACCACAACAACGACCCCGUAAACCCCAACAAGCCGCAGAACUACAUGAUCGACUUGGAGUCGUGGCUGCAACUCUUCGGCUAUGACUUGCGCAACAUGCAGAGCUCCAAGUAUACAAAAGAAGCGCAAUAUGUGCCACAAGUAUCCAUAAAAUCCAACACCCUAGCGCCCGAGUUCGGCGUCAUUUCCGGCCUUGAAUGCAUAGUGGAGAAAACCAACGAAAAGUUCAGCGACUUUGAUUUCGUGCCGAAGCCGCUGCUGAAGAUGGAACCGAAAAUGCGCAAUCUGCUGCCACGCAUCAGCUACCGCCGUGGCGUGUUCGGUGAGGGUGUGCUGCUCUCGCGCAUAGGCGGACGCGCACUUGUCAGCGUUGUCGAUGGUUCGAACAGCGUGGUGCAAGAUGUGGUCUCAUCCGUCUUCAACAAUUCCUACUUCCUUGACCUGCACUUCAGUAUACACGAUCAAGAUGUAUUCUACUUUGUCAAGGACAAUGUUCUCAAAUUGCGCGACGACAACGAAGAACUGCGCCGGCUCGGUGGCAUGUUCAACAUAUCAACACACGAGGUGACCGAUCAUGGUGGCGCUGCAGCAAAGGAAUUGCGGCUGCAUGGGCCCGAUGCGGUGGUGAUUAUCAAGUAUGGUGUCGAUCCAGAUCAGGAGCGACAUCGCAUACUCAAGCACGCGCACAAGCGCGCAGUCGAACGGGCGUGGGAGCUAGAGAAACAGCUGGUUGCUGCCGGUUUCCAGGGACGUGGCGACUGGACCGAAGAGGAGAAAGAAGAGCUGGUGUCGCACGGUGAUGUCGAUGGCUGGAUUGGCAUCGACAUACACAGCAUACAUAAGUACCCACAACUAGCCGACGAUCCAGGCAAUGUGGCGUUCCAGCGCGAUGCAAAACGCAAGCGAAGAAAGAUCGGCAAUGGACAUCGUACGGCGAAAGCGCGUCACCAACAAUUACGUGUAAUGGAUUUGAGUGCGUGAGUACGCGAUACGAGUGACAAC
Molecule: messenger RNA, 8402 nt
Organism: Rhagoletis pomonella (apple maggot)
Lineage: Eukaryota; Metazoa; Arthropoda; Insecta; Diptera; Tephritidae
Gene: Ten-m
Product: teneurin-m
Exons: 7
Coding region: 117-8381 (2754 amino acids)
Biological process (GO): motor neuron axon guidance
Source: RefSeq, a predicted model, not a curated record